AUGAUCUGAGAGUUCCCUCAGCUUGGAGGACGUUUUGGACACCGUAACUUCGAUCGAAAAGAAAAUCGAAGAUGCCGGUGAAUCCCGAGUUCCCGCAUUCCCACACGGGGGGCGUGAGGCCCAUGAAAAUUGAGGGUCGUUUCAGCAACCCCAGAGCUCGUAUGUCGGCUGAUUUCACUGAUGCUGAUCGUGCAUGGCGAGCUCAGUUCCUCAAGGAUCAGAUUCUAGCCCACGACGAGCCAAGAAACGUUCCAGAGUUGUACUAUGCCACCAAAAACGUUAUCCGGAGAUUCUAUCGCGCACCCUUCGACAUGUUCGAGAGGAUGAUCAUCCCUAGAGUAGGAACCGAAAAUGCUGCUCUUCUGCGCCGGAUCAUCCCGAAGACCCUCCUGGGCUAUACGCUGCUCGUGUGGGGCACCUACUGGGUCAAAUACAAUGGGAACGACUGGACGAGGAGAGGAUCAUGGACAUUCAAAACAGGAGACGGAGUGUGUCUCCCUUGUCACGAGGGUUACCCGAGAAAGAGACCUGAGAUGAAGCCCUCUGAUUACGAUUCCUUAUACUUCAAAGAUAGGAAGGUUCUUCUCGACCUUUAGUUUUUUUCGAAGUUGUUUUCGUUGAGAGGUUCGGCCUUCGCUGACAACGAAGGACGAGCAGGAGGAUUGGAGGCGAAAUAAACCUAAUGUAGUACCCACGGGAA
This is a messenger RNA of Galendromus occidentalis (western predatory mite), 700 nucleotides long. RefSeq names its product NADH dehydrogenase (ubiquinone) B17 subunit (gene ND-B17). Lineage: Eukaryota; Metazoa; Arthropoda; Arachnida; Mesostigmata; Phytoseiidae. Bases 72 to 596 code for a protein of 174 amino acids. Gene Ontology annotation, biological process: mitochondrial electron transport, NADH to ubiquinone. The record is from RefSeq and is a predicted model, not a curated record. The transcript has 4 exons.